AUGAGGAUCAUUCACGGAGAGGGAUACAACGAUGAGCAGCGCCUGGCCUUCGCCAAGCUGGUGUACCAGAACAUCUUUACUGCGGUCAAAUCCAUGACCACGGCCAUGACAACCCUCAAGAUCCCUUAUGCCAUCAAAGAGAACCAGACGUACGCACAGUUCGUGCAGCAGGUGGACGCGUGGCAGGUCACCCAGCUGGACCGGGGCUCGGUGGACGCAAUCAAGCGCCUCUGGGCCGACCCCGCUCUCUAUAACAGCAGAGGUGUGUACCAGCUGCUGGACUCCACGCAGUACUAUAUGGAUAACUUGGACCGCAUAGCUGCACCCAACUACAUCCCCAGUGCCCAGGACGUGCUGAGGGUUCGAAUGCCGACCACGGGCAUCAACGACUACUCUUUCAAAAUGCAGAGGACUUCUCUCAGGAUAGUGGACGUCGGGGGCCAGAAAUCGGAGAGGCGCAAGUGGAUCCACUGCUUUGAGAACAUGACGGCGCUCAUCUUCCUGGCGUCCCUCAGCGAGUACGAACAGGUGCUGGAGGAGCAGGAGACCGAGAACCGCCUGGCGGAGAGCCUGGCCCUCUUCUCCACCACCAUCCACUCCCAGUGGUUCGAAAACACGGCCAUCGUCCUCUUCCUCAACAAGACGGACAUCCUGAGCGACAAGACCAAGACCUCGGACCUGCAGACCUACUUUCCCGAAUUCAAAGGCCCGAAGUGUGACGCUGAGGAGGCCCAGCAGUUCAUCAAACAGAAGUAUCUAGACAAGGCCAAGGAGCUCAGACGCCCACUGUUCUGCCACUACACCUGUGCCACGGACACGGAAAACAUCCGCCAGGUCUUCAGGCACGUGAGGGCAACUGCCCUCCAAAAACCACUGGAGCCCUGUUCCUGCUUGUAG
Molecule: messenger RNA, 897 nt
Organism: Conger conger (European conger)
Lineage: Eukaryota; Metazoa; Chordata; Actinopteri; Anguilliformes; Congridae
Product: guanine nucleotide-binding protein G(q) subunit alpha-like
Exons: 8
Coding region: 1-897 (298 amino acids)
Biological process (GO): action potential; adenylate cyclase-modulating G protein-coupled receptor signaling pathway; phospholipase C-activating dopamine receptor signaling pathway
Cellular component (GO): heterotrimeric G-protein complex
Molecular function (GO): GTPase activity; G protein-coupled receptor binding; G-protein beta/gamma-subunit complex binding
Source: RefSeq, a predicted model, not a curated record